UGUAUCCAAAAAGAAAAAUUAUUUUAAAAAUUCAAAAAAAAAUUUAAAAAUGAAAGCCCUCAUUAAAGCUAUUAUUUUUUCUCUAUUUUUUGUUUCAAUUAAAACGGCAGACGAACAAACUUGUUUAAGUUGUAUUUGUAAGCAUGAAUCUUUUGGAUGUACACCUCGUCCUUGUGCAUGGGAUGAUGAUGCUGUUAGUUGUGGAUACUUUCAAAUUAAACAUGUUUAUUAUCUCGAUUGCGGCACUCCUGGCCUAAGAAGUGGAGAAAGUACAGAGGAUGGGUGGAAACGAUGUGCUCUAGAUUAUGGUUGUUCUGUUCAAUGCAUUAGGGCUUAUAUUAACCGAUAUGCAAGUCAGUGUAAUAGACCAAUUAGUGAUUGUGAGAGAAUGUCACGUCUUCAUAAUGGAGGGCCAAAUGGAUGUUCUUUAGCUAGAACUGAUGUUUAUUGGAAUGCUGUUAAACAAUGUGCUGGAGGAAAAUAA
This is a messenger RNA of Meloidogyne enterolobii, 484 nucleotides long. The record is from the annotation of a GenBank genome assembly. NCBI's taxonomy places the organism in Eukaryota, Metazoa, Nematoda, Chromadorea, Rhabditida, Meloidogynidae.